Molecule: messenger RNA, 1091 nt
Organism: Salvelinus sp. IW2-2015
Lineage: Eukaryota; Metazoa; Chordata; Actinopteri; Salmoniformes; Salmonidae
Source: RefSeq, a predicted model, not a curated record
CAAUGAUCACGUCGCACCCCAACACCACCAUGGCCAUUAAGGGCCAGAUUAAGGAGCUGAACUGCACAGCGAGGGGGGAAUGGCCUAUCAUCAUCCGUUGGGAGCGUGGUGACACGGUCAUCGACCCCGACCGUAACCCUCGCUACGCCAUCACCACCAGCCCCAACGAGAAGAGUGACGAAGUAUUGUCUACGCUGAAGCUGAAGCCAGCAGAGCGAGGUGACUCGGUCUUCUUCUCCUGCCAUGCCAUCAACUCAUAUGGAGAGGGCCGGGGCCUCAUCCAGCUCACUGUGCAAGGUCAAGCCCCAGACCCUCCAGAGUUGGAGGUGAGGGAGGUGAAGGAUCGGAGUAUGAACCUGCGCUGGACACAGAGAUUUGACGGCAACAGCAUCAUCACCAGCUACGACAUUGAGUACAAGAACAAGACCGAUCCGUGGGAGUUGAAGCAUGCCACUCGUAAGAUCUCUCCCACCAAUAACCAGGCCAACAUCGUGGAUCUGCACCCUGCCCAAGUCUACAGCAUCCGCAUGUUCUCCUACAACAAGAUCGGACACAGUCAAGCCAGCAAGGAGCUCACCAUCAGCACAGAGGAAGCACAGCCGGAUGGUCCUCCUAUGGAGGUUUUCCUCCAGCCUAUGACCUCACAGAGCAUCCGCGUCACCUGGAAGGCCCCCAGGAAGGAGCUUCAGAACGGGGUGAUCCGGGGGUACCAGAUCGGUUACCGUGAGAACGGGCCGGGCAGUAACGGCCAGUACAGCAUCGUGGAGAUGAAGGCUACGGGGGACAGCGAGGUGUACACCCUGGACAACCUGAAGAAGUUUGCCCAAUAUGGAGUGGUGGUCCAGGCCUUCAACAGGGCCGGCACAGGCCCGUCCAGCUCUGAGAUCAACGCUACCACACUGGAAGAUGUGCCCAGCCAGCCUCCCCAGAACGUGCGGGCCAUCUCGGUGACAUCAGACGAGGCGGUAAUCACGUGGGCGGAGCCCCCGCGUCUGACACUGCACGGCGUGCUGAAGGGCUACCGUGUGGUCUUCUGGUCCCUCUUCCCCGACGGAGAAUGGGGCGAGAUGCAGAAGAUCACGAAAUCGUGA